Messenger RNA from Myotis myotis, 829 nucleotides. RefSeq names its product methyltransferase like 26 (gene METTL26). The record is from RefSeq and is a predicted model, not a curated record. The coding region runs from base 38 to 652 and encodes 204 amino acids. The transcript is spliced from 6 exons. NCBI's taxonomy places the organism in Eukaryota, Metazoa, Chordata, Mammalia, Chiroptera, Vespertilionidae.
GUGCUACCUCUCCGGACGGACUAGCUGUGGCGCCGUGAUGCUUUUGGCAGCGGCCGCCGAGCGGAACAAGGAACCAAUUCUGCGCGUUCUGCGGCAGUAUGUGGACCCGGCUCAGCGCGGCAUUCGCGUGCUGGAAGUGGCCUCGGGCUCCGGCCAGCAUGCAGCCCACUUCGCGCGGGCCUUCCCCCUUGCGGAGUGGCAGCCGUCUGAAGUGGACCAGCGCUGCUUGGACAGCAUCUCGGCCACCACUCAAGCCCAGGGAUUGUCCAACGUGAAGGCUCCGCUGUACCUGGACGCGACCUGGGAUUGGGAGAAAUGGGGCGGGAUCCAGCCGCAGUCGCUGGACCUGCUGCUCUGCAUCAACAUGAUCCACAUCAGUCCCCUGAACUGCACCGAGGGGCUCUUCAGAGCAGCAGGACACCUGCUGAAGCCCAAGGCGCUGCUCAUCACCUAUGGGCCCUACGCUGUCAAUGGGAAGAUCUCUCCCCAGAGCAAUGUGGACUUUGACCUGUCGCUCAGAUGCAGGAACCCAGAGUGGGGGCUGCGGGACACGGCCUUCUUGGAGGACCUGGGCCAGGCCAGCGGUCUUCUCUUGGAGAAGAUGGUGGAUAUGCCAGCCAACAACAAAUGCCUGAUUUUCCGGAAAGAGUAACCCUUCUUCCUGCAUGCCUAUGUCCCCAGUGAGGCCCCUUCUGGGACAGACUCAGAGAGCCAGCCCCUGCCUCCCUGGACCAGGCCAUGCAGACUGGCCUUGCCCAUUCUGGGGGCUCUUGGUCAGUGGCCACAGGGCUGCUGAGAGCCUGGGAAUAAAGUGUUUCCUGCUGUCCUA